Messenger RNA from Dendrobium catenatum, 693 nucleotides. Its product is annotated as 50S ribosomal protein L28. Gene Ontology annotation, molecular function: structural constituent of ribosome. Gene Ontology annotation, cellular component: ribosome. The record is from RefSeq and is a predicted model, not a curated record. The transcript has 3 exons. Gene Ontology annotation, biological process: translation. The coding region runs from base 40 to 486 and encodes 148 amino acids. NCBI's taxonomy places the organism in Eukaryota, Viridiplantae, Streptophyta, Magnoliopsida, Asparagales, Orchidaceae.
CCCUAAGCUCUUUCGCAGCAUAGAAGACGAGUUGGGAAAAUGGCAGCGCAGCUCCUGCGUCCGUUCACCAUGUCCUUUGGGAGACUGGAUCUUAAUUCCAAAUCUAUGUUUUGUUUUUCGACUUCCAGCCCGUCGUCGACGAGGUGUCAAGAGUUAGGGCUCCGGAAGUCACAAUUCGCCGGUCUCAAGCUUAGCAUCUCCCCCCUACCACCUUCCUUCCACCCGACAACUCCAGUGCACAAAAUUCUUGCCAAGAGGAUUUGCCCAUUCACAGGGAAGAAAGCGAACAAGGCUAACAAGGUAUCAUUCUCCAAUCACAAGACCAAAAAGCUGCAGUUUGUCAAUUUACAGUACAAGAGAGUGUGGUGGGAGGCAGGUAAGCGCUACCUCAAGCUCCGCCUAUCCACCAAGGCUCUUAAGACUAUCGAGAAGAAUGGCUUGGAUGUUGUGGCCAAGAAGGCUGGCAUCGAUCUCCGCAAGGAAUGAGAGAACUCCUGUUGGAUGAUUUUCCACUCUCUCAGUUUCAGUUUCUAGUUUUUUUUUUUUUUUUGAGCUUCUGCUCUUUCUUGCCUGCUGUUUACAAAUAGCACAUACUAGUUUGGUAAUUUCACUUGUUUUUAUCAUUGGAAUCAAAUAAAACAAUUGCUCUCCAGCCAAGUAUUUUGAGUGCUUAUUAUUUUGCAAUUGCGAUAA